AUGACGUCACAACAGUCACCACUCCUAUUACGGGUACUUUCUGCGGUUUUCUAUGGAGUCAUUUCGGUGCUGAUUGUGUUUGUUAACAAGAUUCUAUUGACUAACUAUAAGUUCCCAUCAUUUCUGUUCGUUGGAGUCGGUCAAAUGAUGGCUACCAUCGUCAUCCUUUUCCUGGCCAAGGUUUUCCGAAUUGUACAAUUUCCAUCGCUCGAUUCGUCAAUUCCUAGGAAAAUCAUGCCGCUUCCACUUUUGUACUUCUUCAAUCUGAUCUCUGGACUCGGCGGUACUCAAAUGAUCAACUUACCAAUGUUCACGGUUCUUCGUCGAUUCUCGAUUCUGAUGACCAUGAUUCUAGAGUUUUACAUUUUAGAUGUGAAAGCGUCGAAGGCAGUCAAGAUCUCAGUUGGAUUGAUGAUUGGAGGAAGUUUCAUCGCUGCUAUCUACGAUCUCUCGUUUGAUGCUCUCGGCUACACUAUGAUUCUUGUCAAUAAUAUCUGCACGGCAGCAUUAGGAGUCUACACGAAGCAAAAGCUUGACGCGAAGGAUCUCGGAAAGUACGGGUUGAUGUUCUACAACUGUCUCUUCAUGCUUCUCCCAGCUCUCUGUGUUGUCCAAUACACUGGUGACCUAGAUCGUGCGUACGCGUUCAUGCUAUCCGACUCGAUGACGUCGUCUGUUUGGGCAUGCUUCGUGCUCUCAUGCAUCUGUGGAUUCGUGCUCAACUAUUCCCUCGUUCUGUGCACCCAUCACAACUCUGCCUUGACAACAACAUGCGUUGGCCCGAUUAAGAAUCUGUUCGUCACCUAUGUAGGAAUGUUCUCAAGUGGAGAUUACGUCUUUCAAUGGGCCAACUUUACGGGUAUCAAUAUCAGUGUAUUCGGCAGUAUUCUCUACACUUAUGUCACAUUCCGCACUAAAUCCACGACGAUCUCCUACAAACCACUUCCGAUGACAAUGCCAACAGAUGUUCAUAAACCAAGAAAAUAA
Caenorhabditis briggsae is the source of this 987-nucleotide messenger RNA. It is a transcript of the gene Cbr-sqv-7, whose product is annotated as Protein CBR-SQV-7. The transcript is spliced from 6 exons. The record is from RefSeq and is a predicted model, not a curated record. NCBI's taxonomy places the organism in Eukaryota, Metazoa, Nematoda, Chromadorea, Rhabditida, Rhabditidae. Gene Ontology annotation, cellular component: Golgi apparatus. The coding region runs from base 1 to 987 and encodes 328 amino acids. Gene Ontology annotation, molecular function: GDP-fucose transmembrane transporter activity; antiporter activity.